Achroia grisella is the source of this 569-nucleotide messenger RNA. It is a transcript of the gene RpS13, whose product is annotated as small ribosomal subunit protein uS15. NCBI's taxonomy places the organism in Eukaryota, Metazoa, Arthropoda, Insecta, Lepidoptera, Pyralidae. The record is from RefSeq and is a predicted model, not a curated record. The coding region runs from base 89 to 544 and encodes 151 amino acids. Gene Ontology annotation, molecular function: structural constituent of ribosome; small ribosomal subunit rRNA binding. Gene Ontology annotation, cellular component: ribosome; nucleolus; cytosolic small ribosomal subunit. Gene Ontology annotation, biological process: translation. The transcript is spliced from 3 exons.
UGGAUAUAUCUGGCAACACUUCCACCAUCUUUCUUUUGGUUUUACAUGUUGUUGUCGCUUCUACUGUAAUUUGUAAAAAGCCGCAACCAUGGGUCGUAUGCACGCACCUGGUAAGGGUAUAUCCCAGUCGGCGUUGCCGUACCGCCGUAGUGUGCCAACCUGGCUGAAACUAAGCGCUGACGAUGUCAAAGAGCAAAUAUAUAAACUCGGCAAAAAGGGCCUCACUCCCUCCCAAAUUGGCGUCAUGCUCAGGGAUUCCCAUGGAGUUGCACAAGUUAGAUUCGUCACAGGCAAAAAGAUCCUCAGAAUCAUGAAAGCCAUGGGUCUCGCUCCGGAUCUACCGGAAGAUCUCUACUAUUUAAUCAAGAAGGCCGUAGCCAUGAGGAAGCAUUUGGAACGUAACAGGAAAGACAAGGACAGCAAGUUCAGGCUGAUUCUCGUCGAGUCCAGGAUUCAUAGGCUAGCCCGCUACUACAAGACAAAGAGUGUGCUCCCUCCCAACUGGAAAUAUGAAUCGAGCACCGCCUCAGCCCUGGUGGCUUAAAUUUAAAUAAAAUUACCUACCACUA